Molecule: messenger RNA, 1851 nt
Organism: Cariama cristata (Red-legged seriema)
Lineage: Eukaryota; Metazoa; Chordata; Aves; Cariamiformes; Cariamidae
Gene: HELLS
Product: helicase, lymphoid-specific
Exons: 14
Coding region: 1-1818 (605 amino acids)
Biological process (GO): pericentric heterochromatin formation; lymphocyte proliferation; DNA methylation-dependent constitutive heterochromatin formation
Cellular component (GO): nucleus; pericentric heterochromatin
Molecular function (GO): ATP-dependent chromatin remodeler activity; chromatin binding; ATP binding
Source: RefSeq, a predicted model, not a curated record
AUGCUUUGGGAAAAUGGUAUCAAUGGCAUUUUAGCUGAUGAAAUGGGGUUGGGGAAGACGAUCCAGUGUAUUGCAACAAUAGCACUGAUGGUGGAGCGAGGAGUCCCUGGUCCAUUCUUAGUAUGUGGUCCUUUGUCUACUCUUCCAAAUUGGAUGUCUGAAUUCAAGAGAUUUACUCCAGAGAUUCCACUAAUGCUCUAUCAUGGAGCUCGACAGGAACGUCGUAAACUGGUUUGUAAAAUUCACAGGCGACAAGGAUCACUGCAAAUCCAUCCUGUGGUCAUUACUUCCUUUGAAAUAGCAAUGCGGGACAGAAAUGCCCUACAGCACUGCUUCUGGAAAUACCUAAUAGUGGAUGAAGGUCACAGGAUUAAAAAUAUGAACUGCCGCCUUAUCAGAGAAUUGAAACGGUUUAAUGCGGACAAUAAACUCCUGUUGACUGGUACUCCCCUGCAAAACAACUUGGCAGAGCUUUGGUCAUUGCUUAACUUCCUGUUGCCAGAUGUGUUUGAUGAUUUGAAAAGCUUUGAAUCCUGGUUCGAUAUUACCAGCAUUACAGAAACUGCCGAAGAUAUUAUUGCUAAAGAAAGGGAGCAAAACAUCUUGCAUAUGCUGCAUCAGAUUCUGACACCUUUCUUACUGAGAAGACUGAAAUCCGAUGUUACUCUUGAGGUUCCUCCUAAACGAGAAGUUGUGGUAUAUGCACCGCUGGCAAAGAAACAAGAAACUUUCUAUACUGCCAUAGUAAAUCGCACCAUUAGGAAACUGCUUGGAAAUAACGAGGAAGAAGUAGUUGAAUUGAGUCCUACAGGCAGACCAAAACGCCGUAGUCGAAAACUGGUUGAUUAUUGUGAAGAACAUAAUGGUUCACCUGAUGACUUGGAAAAAUUGAUCAGCAAAAUGCAAGAGGAAGUAGAAAAAGAGAGGCCAGUCGUAGAAGUGAGCAUUCCCAUGGAUUCAGAGGUGAACCUUAAACUGCAGAAUAUUAUGAUGUUACUGAGGAAAUGUUGUAAUCACCCCUAUCUUAUUGAAUAUCCAUUGGACCCUGCUACACAGCAAUUCAAGGUUGAUGAAGAUCUAGUAAAGAAUUCAGGCAAGUUUCUACUCUUGGACCGAAUGCUUCCAGAACUGAAAAAGAGAGGACAUAAGGUCUUGUUGUUCUCGCAAAUGACUAUGAUGCUUGACAUUUUGAUGGAUUACUGCUAUCUGAGAGACUUCAAAUUUAGUCGAUUGGAUGGCUCUAUGUCCUACUCAGAGAGAGAAGAAAAUAUGCAUAAAUUUAAUACUGACCCUGAAGUCUUCCUGUUCUUAGUGAGUACAAGAGCUGGAGGCUUGGGCAUUAACUUAACUGCGGCAGACACAGUUAUCAUAUAUGAUAGUGACUGGAACCCCCAGUCAGACUUGCAGGCCCAAGACAGGUGUCACAGAAUUGGCCAGACAAAGCCAGUGGUUGUUUAUCGUCUUGUGACAGCAAAUACUAUUGACCAGAAGAUUGUGGAGAGAGCUGCUGCCAAGAGGAAGCUGGAGAAGCUCAUUAUCCACAAAAAUCAGUUUAAAGGUGGCAAAUCUGGUCUAGCACAGUCAAAGAGUUGCCUGGACCCUCAGGAAUUAAUAGAAUUACUGAAAUCCAGAGACUAUGAGAGGGAGGUUAAAGGAUCUAAAGAAAAAGUAAUCAGUGAUAAAGAUCUAGAGUUACUCUUGGAUAGAAGUGAUCUUAUUGAUCAAAUGAAGACCUCUGAAAAAAUGAAAAAGGAAAAAAUGGGUGUCUUCAAGGUCCUAGAAGAAUCGUCAGAUUCCAGUGCAGAAUGUGUGUUUUAAUGUGCAAAUGUGGCCUGUAGUCUUACAGGAUAA